Molecule: messenger RNA, 979 nt
Organism: Salarias fasciatus (jewelled blenny)
Lineage: Eukaryota; Metazoa; Chordata; Actinopteri; Blenniiformes; Blenniidae
Gene: rgs8
Product: regulator of G protein signaling 8
Exons: 5
Coding region: 234-758 (174 amino acids)
Source: RefSeq, a predicted model, not a curated record
CACAAUUUCACACCAAUGAGCAUGCCGCAUGUAGCUCCCACUCGCUGGCAUCAGAAACACUAGAUAUCUUCAGUCCAGAGCCGUGCAAUUUCAAACAAAUACACACCAGCUUUGGCUAGACGGAGGCUGCGUCCUGCCAAAACGCACGUUGGGGCUAGUCAGUGCUAAAAACGAAGGGGAGACAGAGUCCAGCAGCUCUCUCACUCACACCGGACACAAGCAGCAUUUGCACAAUGAAGACCAGACUGGGCUGCUUGUCCAACAAAUCUGACUCCUGCAGUGACUUCUCCGAGUUUCUGUCUCCUGCCCACGAGACCACAACCAGGUGUCUGAAGGUUUCAACGGAUGAAGUUGUCCGAUGGUCUGAAUCGUUUGAUCAUCUCCUCUCUCACAAAUACGGGCUGGCUGCCUUCCGGACAUUUCUCAAGACGGAGUUCAGCGAUGAGAACAUCGAGUUUUGGAUGGCCUGUGAAGACUACAAGAAAAUCAAGAGCUCCACCAAGCUUGUGUCCAAGGCGAACAAGAUCUUUAAGGAGUUCAUCGAUGUCCAGGCACCAAGAGAGAUAAACAUUGACUACCGCACCCGGGAGAAGACCAAGCAGAGCCUGGCAGAUCCCACCCCGACCAGCCUCAAUGAGGCCCAAGCUAAAAUCUACAGCCUCAUGGAAAAAGACUCCUACCCUCGAUUUCUCAGGUCGAAGAUGUACCAAGAUAUAAUCAACAGGGCACAAAUGCAAGGUCAGCGGAGGUCUGUUUGACUGGAAACCAAGAUCGCAGAGGAACAAAGACUGGACCUACACUGUAGAUCAUUCAUUAACCCUUUGACAUGUCUUAAUACUGUGAAUCUACAAGGAUGCGGUGACCUGCUUGACUGUUUCCUUUGUCAACACCAGCUCCAUGCAUGCACUCCCUCUAGAUUAAACACAUCUCUGUGGACCACUCUGUACAGAGAGGAGAGUAGAUGAGGAUAAGCUAAUUG